Messenger RNA from Melitaea cinxia (Glanville fritillary), 786 nucleotides. RefSeq lists its product as uncharacterized. Lineage: Eukaryota; Metazoa; Arthropoda; Insecta; Lepidoptera; Nymphalidae. The coding region runs from base 1 to 786 and encodes 261 amino acids. The transcript has 4 exons. The record is from RefSeq and is a predicted model, not a curated record.
AUGUUAAAGAGCAACACUAACUCUAACCGAGAUAAUAGCAGCAAUUCUAGUAGCGAGGAUAUUAGUUACGGAACCAGUGCUCAAGGACCGACAAGCGAGCAACGUAGCGUGUUCAACAGAAUUGGAGACUUGUUACAACCCCUUGUAGAAGAUUCUCCAAGAGAAGACACGGUUCCAGAGUCAUCACUGCAGAGUGUACCUUGUAUCACGAACCUUAAUUCUCUCCUCGCAGACAUACAUGUACGAUACAUCGCUCUUAAAAAAGAGGAUUUUCAACUUCAUUACCGGGUCCAAUUUGCUGGUAGCCAUUAUGAUGGAGUCCGAAUUAAGAAACCUGAUGAGUUUGACGUAGACAUAGUGAUCGGUUUGCCUGUUAAUUUUUCUGUUGACCAAUUCAACCCCGAGGAGAGUGAUAUUGUAAUUGAACAAAACAGUCCAGGGUUUGUACAACUCCGAGCCGGCCUGCAGUAUCAAAAAAUAUUGGAGCGAGAUGGGGUUGACUGUGUCAUCAAUAAAACGGCGUACCAAUGGCUGGAUGACAAGAAAUAUAUUCUUCGAUCUAAAUUUACUAGUUGGUUUAAGAGCGUUGGAAACAGAGCUUUAAAUCAAUUACCGAAGAGAGGAUUGUACCCAAUUUGCUACGUUGAUGAGGUCGGUUACACCAUCCGCACCUCCGAGAGUGGACCGGCUUGGACCUUACUAAUAGAAGCUCCAGGAUUUAAACUAGACGUUGAUCUUGUUCCCGCUUUAAGAUUUCCUGAAGAUCGCUGGCUGGAGGCCCAAUAA